UCCACCGCCUGAACCCAUAAAUGCAAUUCAAUAUUCGUAGGAAAACCCAAGCGAAUCAUUCACCAACAUCUCGCCAGUCUUUCCCGCAGGACAACUCCUCCCACGAAUUAUCUCAAAAUCAAACAGAAAUUUUCGUAUAAACUCGAGGAGAGAAGUCUUUCCUGUUGUUAUCUUUCAUGGGCUAGCUCUGGAAACCACAGAAAGACAUGAACAAGUUGAAGAAUUCCCUUCAGCAUCUCAUGAAGCCAUUCAAAUUUAGUCCAAGCCAAGAGGAACAGGAUGAAGAAGAGUUGGAGAAGAUUGCUCAACAGGAACAGAAACUAUUUCCGUUCGAGACCUUAGUUGCCGCCACCAGAGAUUUUCACCUAACUCACAAGCUCGGCGAAGGUGGCUUUGGACCCGUAUACAGGGGGAAGUUGAAUGAUGGGAGAGAGAUUGCGGUGAAGAAGCUCUCACACAGCUCAACCCAAGGGGCAAAAGAGUUUACAAAUGAGGCUAAGUUGUUGGCACGCGUUCAGCAUCGGAAUGUUGUGAAUUUGUUGGGGUAUUGUGUCCAUUUGGAGGAGAAGCUACUCGUUUAUGAGUAUGUCUCCAAUGAGAGCCUGGACAAACUUCUAUUCAAAACCAAUAGAAGAGAGGAGCUUGAUUGGAAGCGGAGGCAUGAAAUAAUUGCAGGCAUUGCCCGGGGCUUGCAAUACCUUCACGAAGACGCGCAUAAUUGUAUCAUCCAUCGAGACAUCAAGGCCAGCAAUAUCUUACUCGACGAUAAAUGGGUGCCAAAGAUUGCUGAUUUUGGCAUGGCCCGACUCUUCCCAGAAGAUCAAACCCAUGUCAACACCCGCGUGGCUGGAACCAAUGGGUAUAUGGCUCCCGAGUAUGUCAUGCAUGGACAUCUAUCAGUGAAGGCUGACGUAUUCAGUUUUGGGGUUUUGGUCUUGGAGCUAAUUAGCAGCAAGAGGAACUCAUCUUUCGAUUUGCAAGUGGAUGCUCAGAAUCUUCUUGAGUGGGCAUACAAGCUUUACAAGAAGGGUAGAAGCUUGGAGAUCAUGGACCCUACAUUGGCAUCAUCUGCAGUCACUGAACAGGUAGCAAUGUCCAUUCGAAUAGGGUUGCUAUGUGUACAAGGUGAUCCGCACCUACGACCCACCAUGCGCCGGGUGGUCGUGAUUCUAUCGAAGAAACCGGGCCACAUGGAAGAACCAACAAAACCGGGACUGCCGGGAUCCCGAUACCGAAGAGCUCGCCGGCCUCCCGGACUAUCUUCAACUGUUGGAACUUCUGGUUAUCGGUCAGAUAAAUCCCACACUUUUGAAUCUACAUCUAAUACCAUUACUACAACGGCAACCACUUCGGCUACCACCCCAGGAUUAGAGCCUCGUGGGAAACGUCCCAUAAGUGAAGAGUAACUUAUUAGGAGAUUUUGUUGAUUCUUUGUGCAUUAUAAAUAGAUUUAUAGUUGGUGUGAGUAUAUAUGUAACACCCCUUAACGUACGCUAGGGGUGUCGCUUGUUUUCAUAAAAAUAAAAUAUGUAUUUAUUUUAUAAAAAAAUUAUUUAAUAUAAA
Molecule: messenger RNA, 1563 nt
Organism: Carya illinoinensis
Lineage: Eukaryota; Viridiplantae; Streptophyta; Magnoliopsida; Fagales; Juglandaceae
Product: putative receptor-like protein kinase At4g00960
Exons: 6
Coding region: 207-1406 (399 amino acids)
Biological process (GO): protein phosphorylation
Molecular function (GO): ATP binding; protein kinase activity
Source: RefSeq, a predicted model, not a curated record